AUGACUUCCUCCAGCAGCAUCGGGCGCUUCAGUGUCUGGGACUACGUGGUCUUUGCGGCAAUGCUGCUGGUGUCGGCGAUCAUCGGCAUCUACUAUGCCUUUGCGGGAGGGGGGCAGAAGACCUCCAAGGACUUUCUCAUGGGGGGCCGCAGCAUGACUGCCCUGCCUGUGGCACUUUCUCUCACCGCCAGCUUCAUGUCAGCCGUCACAGUGCUCGGCACCCCUGCUGAGGUCUACCGCUUUGGUGCCAUCUUCAGUAUCUUUGCCAUCACCUACACCCUGGUGGUGCUGUGUAGUGCUGAGAUCUUUCUGCCUGUCUUCUACCGACUGGGCAUCACCAGCACCUAUGAGUAUUUAGAGCUUCGAUUUAAUAAAUACCUGCGUCUCUGUGGAACGGUCCUCUUUGUUAUACAAACGACUUUAUACACUGGUAUUGUCAUUUAUGCUCCAGCUUUAGCAUUAAAUCAAGUCACAGGUUUUGACCUCUGGGGAGCAGUGGUGGCAACUGGUGUAGUCUGCACUUUCUACUGCACGUUGGGUGGCCUCAAGGCCGUGGUGUGGACAGACGUUUUCCAAGUUGGGAUCAUGGUCGCUGGAUUUUCGUCUGUGAUUAUACGAGCCGUGGUGGUUCAAGAGGGAAUCGGACGCAUUGUAAAUGAUUCCUACUAUGGAGGAAGAUUAAACUUCUGGGACUUUAAUCCCAAUCCUUUGCAAAGACACACCUUCUGGACAAUUGUUAUAGGUGGGACCUUCACAUGGACUGGCAUAUAUGGGGUCAACCAGUCUCAAGUACAAAGAUACAUCGCAUGUAAAACCAGGUUUCACGCAAAACUGUCUCUCUAUAUCAACCUGGUGGGCCUCUGGGCGAUCCUGGUAUGCGCAGUGCUGUGUGGACUGGCACUGUACUCCAUCUACAAGGAGUGCGACCCAUGGACAGCCAAGCAGGUCUCAGCGCCGGACCAGCUAAUGCCCUACCUAGUGCUGGAUAUUCUCCGUGAUUUUCCAGGAUUGCCAGGGCUUUUUGUGGCUAGUGCCUACAGUGGGACAUUAAGUACAGUGUCCUCCAGCAUCAACGCUCUGGCUGCUGUGACCGUCGAAGACCUCAUUAGGCCACAUUUCAGAUCUCUCUCUGAAAAGAAACUGUCCUGGAUUUCCAUGGGGAUGAGCCUGUUUUAUGGCGGUGUGUGCAUUGCUAUGGCCGCAUUGGCGUCUAUCUUGGGAGCUUUGUUGCAGGCAGCACUAAGCAUUUUUGGCAUGGUUGGUGGUCCCCUUUUAGGACUGUUUGCCUUGGGAAUCCUCUGCUCCUUUGCAAAUGGAGUGGGUGCAUUUGUGGGUCUUGUCAGUGGCUUUGCUAUUUCCCUUUGGGUUGGAAUUGGAGCCCAGAUUUAUCCUCCUCUCCCAGGGAGGACUAUUCCACUAAGUCUCUCGACUGCAGGCUGUAACAUAUCCAGCUCAAGCAACUUCACUUCACCAACAGAAAAUCCAUUAACACUUUUCCACAUGCAAGUCAAAGAAUAUACAAGGCCUGUCCUAGCAGACAACUGGUAUUCCUUGUCUUACCUCUACUUCAGCACGGUUGGGACCCUUGUCACAGUAGCCAUGGGAGUAGUGAUCAGCCUCCUCACAGGAGGACUAAAGCAGAAGACAGAUCGUAAAUUCCUGCUGACAAAAGAAGACUUCCUGUCCAACUUUUCAUGGUCUAAAUCUGAGACACCAGAGAAAGUGGAAGUGUUGAACUGGAAACCAUUCACCCUGCCGUCUGAAGGAACCGACAACCCUGCUUUCAGCCACAUGGAAAUGAAGGUCUCAGGCAAUAAGGACAAAGUCAAUGGCCUUCAUAUAUGA
Molecule: messenger RNA, 1845 nt
Organism: Rhea pennata
Lineage: Eukaryota; Metazoa; Chordata; Aves; Rheiformes; Rheidae
Gene: SLC5A8
Product: solute carrier family 5 member 8
Exons: 15
Coding region: 1-1845 (614 amino acids)
Biological process (GO): sodium ion transport; propanoate transmembrane transport
Cellular component (GO): extracellular exosome; membrane
Molecular function (GO): organic acid:sodium symporter activity
Source: RefSeq, a predicted model, not a curated record